AUGACUGCGGCACACUGCUUAUACGACGACGUGGACAAGAUGUUGCUGCGGGCUGGCUCGUCAGAAAGGGAGAGUGGCGGAGUCGUCUUCAACGUAUCGACAGUCAUUUACCACGAGGAUUUCAACAGCAGCAACCUCGAUUACGACGUCGCUCUCUUGCAGCCUUCUGAACCGUUCCCGGUGGGACCGAACAUCCAGAUCGUCAACCUGCCUUCUAAAUUCGGAUACGAGGCCCCUGCAGGCCUCCCUGUCACUGUCGUCGGCUGGGGCUCGGACGGCGACGGCAACCGACCUGAACAGUUGCAGAAAGUGGACCUCUCCGUUGGCAAAACAUCGAUCUGCAAGGACAUAUUUGCCGAUUACAACCCAGUCACCGACAGUAUGAUGUGCGCAGGUGCCAUCAACAAGAGCCCCUGCAAUGGUGACUCCGGGAGUCCGUUAGUGUUCGGAAGCGUGCAGGUCGGCAUCGCGUCCUGGUGGGACGAGAACUGCGAGUACCCGCUGGCGGUGUACACCAGCGUAGGCUUCGUGCGUCUCUGGAUCAAAAAUCAUAUUAGAGACUAA
Schistocerca nitens (vagrant locust) is the source of this 564-nucleotide messenger RNA. Its product is annotated as trypsin delta-like. The record is from RefSeq and is a predicted model, not a curated record. The coding region runs from base 1 to 564 and encodes 187 amino acids. Lineage: Eukaryota; Metazoa; Arthropoda; Insecta; Orthoptera; Acrididae. The transcript has 2 exons. Gene Ontology annotation, molecular function: serine-type endopeptidase activity. Gene Ontology annotation, biological process: proteolysis.